AUGACAGUAACCCUGGGUCUCAGGGCGGGAAACCCAUCAUACUCGGAGGCCAGGGGGGGCAGCCCUGCCAUAAGUUCAGCUGGGAGACCCGAGGGGGUUUCGGGGGAGGGGGAGGCGCCUGUACAACCGGUGGUGGAGGAGGAGGCUAUAGAGGUAGGUGAAAACAUAUUUACCGUAAAUAUACAGUAUAUAGCACUGUAACAUUAAUAUAUAACUAUCAAUAUGACAUUACAUCUCCAGUCUUGUCUUAACAUGUUAAGGUAGGUUGUCCCUUUGCCAUUUGUUGGUCCAACAAAUUAUCAUUAUAUGUCUUUAGACAUUAUCAUUAGAUAUUUGAUCAGGUAGCACUUUAGAUUAAAUUAAACCUUUAUACCAUUAAGGUACUCUGUAGUAAGUUCACUGACUAAUUGUGUUUUUUAUUACCACCACCACAACCAUCCCCCUCCCUUUCUCUAGGUGGCAACACCUCUGAAGCUAAUGACCCAAAGCAGGAUGGAGAAGACGGCUCCUCUUUCAUCAGCCCAGAGGGAGAGACCUUCCUGGACCCUUUGAAAGGUAACGGAUGAUGAAAUGAGAGACAAUCACACUAACACUUUCUAUGAACUAUAGGGCGGCAACCGGCAAGGUAAAGGUUAGUGAGGUGGACCAGUAGCCGGAGGUUGCUGGUUCAAGCUCCAGGCAGGGCGAUAAAAGUUGGAACUGAAUUGUGACGCAGCAUGUAUCCUGUUGACCUUGUCCGGUGUCUGUGCCUGUAGGUAUGGAAAGUGAUGGAGAGGUGAUCAUCGGCCCCGUGCUGAACUGUAGCCACUGUGAGACGGGUGACUGUCACAAGAACGAGGAGGGGACCGUAUGUUACUGUGACGAGGACCUUGUACUGGACCGCGACGGAGUGUCUUGUUUCAACUCAUCAACAGGUCAGAAACACACACUCUCUCACUCAUGCACGCACACACACACACACAAACUCCAAUUCAACACGUUGUUUGGAUCCACAAUUGUGGACAGUAAGUACAAAGGACACAUAUUUGAAAGGUCAUACAAAUAGCUAGUUGACACACACACAAAUGCGCACGCAAACAUACGUCGUGUUUGAUAUGGGUAAGUUUAGGCUCUCAGAACAUUCACACCUGGCCCAAUGGGCAAUCAGCAAGCAAUUGUCUGGACUUGAACAGAAAAGUGAACAUUCACACAGUUGUAAUGUUUUUUAUUAAACCAAUAUAUAGCGAUAUCGUAUCGAUAAAAUGCAACAGCAUUUUCCAUAUGUGCCCAUCACUAAUAUUCAGUUAAUGUGGUGCUCUUCCAAUAAGAUGUAUUUGACCCAGAUCUGAACUCUUCUCUCCCCUGACAGAGGUGUCUCCCCUGCCCCCCCAGCCCUCCCUGUCCCAGUUGGCCCUGGUUCUGUCUGUGGGGACCUCUGCCCUCAUUGCUGCCCUACUGUUGGCUGUGUCUGGAGUCAUGAUCAGUAAGUGCUGAAAUGCGUAGGAUACAAACGCAGACUUAUGUGGACACACAUACAUGCACACUUUUAACAUAAGGCAUAUUGCAAACGUAGGUUUUUUGGGUUAUCCAUACAUACAUAUUGUACUGUGCGCACACAACACACACCAUUGCAUCUGAACACAUGUUAUGUGCGCACAAGCACAUGUAUGUGCAUACACACACACAGGAAUAUUGAUGCACACACACAAACACAUAAUUGCAUUUUCAUUCUUUACAAACACCCACAUGUCCACACUGUCACUCACAAAGGCUGUAGAUUCCCUGUACACUUCUACACAGAAUCCGAAAGCACUUACUUACUGGAAUAAAUACCCUUGGGGGGGGGGCAUCAUUGAGCCAUCAAGCCACACAUCACAUCAGCAGCUGCAUGAUGAAUUGGUGGGGGAAGAAGAUGUGUGGCGGAGUUGCAAUGAUGAAUGACACACACAUGCGAGCGUGCGCACACACACACACACUGAUGAAUGAAACACGCUAAUGAUGGACAAACAAUUAAGCGCUCGUGCAUUACCACUUUAUAAAUAAAUAAAUCCACAUAGGUUCCACAACUAAUGUGUUUACAGCCCUGGUCAGAGCCGUCUGUUUGUCUGCUGCAGCGCUGUAAGGUGUGUGUGUGUGUGUGUGUGUAUGUGUGUAAAGGGGGGGGGUUGGGGGAGGUUGUGUGUCGCGUACUGUAUGUGGCUGUCCUACUGGUUGACUUUUGCAUAAGUAAUGUGGUCUGUUUGUGUACAUAUGUGCAUUUUGAAUAGUUUAUAUGUAUUCUGCAUAUACAUAUGUUCUUGACAUACCAUGAUAAUUUUAAACAGAGUAUGCCUUCUGAAGUUGUAAUGAACCCUUUAUAAGGCUUACGUAGAUACUUCAGCAUUCUUUCAUAAGCACAUUUCAUACUAUAUACAUUAAAGGGUGGUAUAAGGGUUAUGCCCCAUUUGGCAAAGCACCAGACAAAAGCACCUGUUAUAUCACCCGUCAUAUGUGUGGCGUUUGCUUAUGAAGCGUCUGUUGACGAUGUGCCGACAUGGGUCCUUUUUCUACGUCCCUUCACAUAUCUGUCCAUAUUUCCUCAUAGUAUAUGCAUAUUCUUGCCUAUGCAGUGUACAGACGUAAGCAUACAGAGCUACAGUCCAUUCAGCUGGAGCUCCAGAGCCCAGACUGUAAGCUGAGCAAGCUGAGGGCUUCAACCAUCAUGACCGACUAUAACCCCAACUACUGCUUCGCUGGGAAGACCGCCUCUGUCAACGACCUGAAGGAGGUGCCCCGACGCAACAUCUCCCUCACCAGGUACACUAGCCUUUAAAAAUAGUCAUAAACAACAACAACAACUAGAAUACGUUAGCUUCAGCUGUCUAAAAACUUGCCUCACCCACUACCACCUGGGUGAUGCCACGGCAGUCAUUUUGAGCUAGAAAUCUCACCACACAUCAGGGUGGUGUUCACUAGGGGGCCGAUUCAGACGUAAGAAAUUAACACAUUUCCUACGCACACCUUUCCUUUGCACUUCUCAGCAGUUGGUAUUCAGACUUACCUAUGCAGGUGCGUAAUGCGCUCUACAGGUGAGGCUACCUUGCGGGCACUGAAUAAAUGUAAUCCAACCACUGUAAAUCCUCCCACUUGCUGGCCAACACAUUUUCUCGUGGAGUUUUCAUUCAAUAGGGUUUUCAGUUCAUUUUUCUUAAACCAUCCCUUUAAAUAUGGUGUACCUUUAAUUAGAAUUUUGUCGACAGACUCACUAGAAUACAUCAAGAGAACAGGUUCAGAAUGUAGGGAUCAAUGAAAGAAAGCCACCUAUUCGUUUCCAUUUCAGCACCGAUUGGUAGACCUAAAAAUACACUGAUCUUGUAGAUUAUUUAGUCAAAUUCUUGGCUUAGGAUAGUAUGUAUCAAUAUUUUAAAAAAGAGGUUUGGAGAGCCUUUAAGCACUAAAUAUAUUGAUGAAUCCAAAAUACAGUGGUUUGAUUCAUCCUGAAAGUUUCCAUAUUCAAGCUCAAUCCAUGAAAUAUUGGAAGGUGGAAGAAAGUGUACAAUAAGGGUUGUACAAUAGUCCUAUAAACCUACCCUAACCCUCACUAAUCAUGGAACUGUAAUGACAACAGUCAAGUCGUCGUGAACCGUGCGCCAGGCUCCAGGUUGAAACUGCUACGUGUGGUCUGAAUUCCAUAAUGAUUCAAAUAGGCUACAUGUCCCAAAUUAUUGCACAAUGUUAGCCUAAUAUGAUCCACUAUUGGUAGCAACUCUCAGGAACAACUACACGGGACGUGACAGAGGAAAGAAAGGUAAACGGAAUGGAAUGAUGCAAAAUGUAGACUACAAUUUGAAGGAAACUAACACUAAGGUGACAGUUUCAAAUGUAUGUGGGUAUUACUGACGGUGGCUGCCGAUAGUGGCUAAUAUUGAACUUGAUACAAAUUGUAAAAUAGCCUAAAACUGAGAAAAGCCCUUGCAUGUAAUUAAAACAUUCUAAAGCGCAUUAAAUCAACCAUGCAGGUUAGGCGCUACAGAAGCCUAUAGCUUGGGUCUCCAAAUUGUAUCCCUGCAAAUUAUGAGGGCAAACAAUAAACAUUCUGAAUAACGGCACAGCUAUUUAAAGCCUACUUCGCUGUGGAAAAGGGGCUGCAAUACAUGUCAUGUUGAUAUGAUUUUGCCUUUAUAUUGUUUCACAUUCGUGUCCAGGGAUCAUAAGGAACAAUCAUCUAAAACAAUUGCUUUGUGUUUUUACAAUCCCCUUCUCCAAACGUAUUACUUAUUUACCUAGCUUUUAUCAAUAGAUCUUAGCAAUUUAUAAAUUACAGUGCAUGGAGAAUGCUUUUAUUUCUAUCAGAAAAAAAUUAAGUAAAUGCUUUUUCCACUUGGAACUGGUAGGUUCACUCGACCUAAUUCAUGGUUUUCUCACGUGUAAAGGUAGAAGAAUUAUGAGGGAAUUAAGUCACGGUCAAAAUACAGCAUAUCUGUAGACACACCUCCGUCACACCUUCAUGUCUUUGGUAUCCACCCCAAACGAAUAGUGGGUGAAGAGCAGGAUAUUCUCAUGCUUAAGUUCAAGGUCAGGAUACGCGUAGAGAGACAACUGCAUAAAAGGGAAUUACGUUCAAUUUACGCGCACUUACCUCUUGUUGGAAUUCCCCGCAGGCACAUAGUGCCUAGUGAAAGUAUACACACCCCUUGCACUAUUGUCACAUUUUGCUGCCUGAAACUUCUAUCUAAAAAAUGAUUAAAUUCGAUUUUUUCCUACAAAUCUACACAAUCUGCUACACAUUUUCAGAGUGAAAGAAAAAGUAUAACAUGUUUUUUAAAUUAAUAACAAACUUAAAACGAAGAUGUCUUGAUUGUGAAUGUAUUCACACCUCAGAGUUAAUACUUGGUGGAAGCCCCUUUGGCAGCAAUUACAACUGUACAUCAUUUUGAAUAAGAUUCUACCAACCCUGCACAACUCUUAGGGCAACGUACAGUGCAUUUGGCAAUUUCGCCCAAAAAUGACGUUACAGCCUUAUUCUAAAAUUGAUUAAAUAAAUGUUUGUCCUCAUCAAUCUACCCCAUAAUGACAAAGCAAAAAUAGAAAACACAAAUACCUUAUUUACAUAGGUAUUCAGACCCUUUGGAACCACCAAGACUCUUCCUAGAGCUGGCCGCCCGGCCAAACUGAGCAAUCGGGGGAGAAGGGCCUUGGUCAGGGAGGUGACCAAGAACCCAAUGGUCACUCUGACAGAGCUCCAGAGUUCCUCUGUGGAGAUGGGAGAACCUUCCAGAAGGACAACCAUCUCUGCUGCAGCACUCCACCAAUCAGGCCUUUAUGGUAGAGUGGCCAGACGGAAGCCACUCCUCAGUAAAAGGCACAUGACAGCCCGCUUGGAGUUUGCCAAAAGGCACCUGAAGGACUCUCAGACCAUGAGAAAUAAGAUGCUCUGGUCUGAUGAAACCAAGAUUGAACUCUUUGGCCUGAAUGCCAAGCGUCACGUCUGGAGGAAACCAGGCACCGCUCAUCACCUGGCCAAUACCAUUCCUAUGGUGAAGCAUGGAGGUAGCAGCAUCAUGCUGUGGGGAUGUUUUUCAGCGGCAGGGACUGGGAGACUAGUCAGGAUCAAGGGAAAGAUGAACGGAGCAAAGUACAGAGAGAACCUUGAAAACCUGCUCCAGAGUGCUCAGGACCUCAGACUGGGGUGAAGGUUCACCUUUCAACAGGACAACGACCCUAAGCACACAGCCAAGACAACGCAGGAGUGGCUUCAGGACAAGUCUCUGAAUGUCCUUGAGUGGCCCAGCCAGAGCCCGGACUUGAACCCGAUCUAACAUCUCUGAAGAGACCUGAAAAUAGCUGUGCAGCGACACUCCCCAUCCAACCUGACAGAGCUUGAGAGGAUCUACAGGUGUGCCAAGCUUGUAGCGUCAUACCCCAGAAGAUUCGAGGCUGUAAUCACUGCCAAAGGUGCUUCAACAAAGUACUGAGGAAACGGUCUGAAUUCUUAUGUAAAUGUUAUAUUUCCAUUUGUACUUUUUUAUUUGCAAAUGUUUCUAAAAACCUGUUUUUGCAUUGUCAUUAUGGGUUAUUGUGUGUAGAUUGAUGAGGGAAAAAAACAAAUGUAAUCCAUUUUAGAAUAAGGCUGUAAUGUAACAAAAAAGUGAAGGGGUCUGAAUACUUUCUGAAAAUUGCUCAAGCGCAGUAAAUUUGGUUGGGAAUCAUUGAUGGACAGCAAUCUCCGAAUUUCAAGCAGAUUUAAAGUUAGGUUUGAGACUGGAUCCCUCUGGAACACUUAACACACCUAUUGGAAAGCCAUUCUGGUGAGUUUUUGGCAUUACAUUCGUGUAAUUGUCCCACUGAAAAAUAAAGAGGCAGGUUUUCCUCUAACUAUUUACCUGGGCUUUUCUCCUUUCAUAUUUAUUUUGAUACUGAGAAACUCAUCAGUCCCUGCCGGUGACCUGCAUACCCAUAACAUAAUUAUUAUUAUUAUUAUUAUUAUAAUGCUGCCAUCACAAUACUUGAAAAUACAGAGGGUUUCACAUCUUGAAACUGCAGGAAUUGAACCUACAACCUUUGCAUUCCUAACACCAUGCUCUUACUGACUGAGCCGCACAGGACCAGCAAUCCUAUCUUCAGCCACCAUUUAGUGGAAUAUUAAUUGUUCCUCCUGCUUUGCAAAGUAGAGCAAUUCAGUUAAAUAGACUUCCAUGCUAAAAUCUGAAGUGUUUUCCUAACAUUUGAAAACGGUUCAACCAUAGAUAGAACAAUGAGCCAGAUGUUACAUCACUGAUGAAGGUUACAUCACUUAUGUAUAAAUCUGAAGCAUCUGGUUGGCAUUUCCGCUCAUCACCAAUUAUGGUGAUGAGAGGAAGCCCAGUGGCUGGCAGUGGGAGAAGAUUGAGCGUGAUGGAUUUUGGCUAACAUUCCGCUAAUUUUUUCAUCAACGAAACAUUUGAUCUCAAUACAGUUUUCUGAUCCCAAAACUAGAAUAUGUUACGAACAGAGUGGGCUAAGUAUUGUAGACUUUAUACUUUGCCAAAAUUUUAAAAAACUGCGUUGUUUAGAGGGAGUGUAACGACGAAUUGAGUUAUUGCACACGCGCACUUCACAGAGUAGGUCGUUCCCAAACUGAAAUAUGCAAAUACAUGCUAGAACACACCAAUAGGGUCUCACUAGCUCGUGAUUGGCUCUGCACACCUCCUUGCUUGUUCUCCCACUAUGAUUCAUUUGAUUCCAUUGGAAACAACAGGCUGUGGUCUAUCUUAGGUUAGUUACAAAAAUCUUUGGUUCAACCUUAUUUGCAUAUUAUACGUACAGUAGUUUUAUACGGUAAAGUUUCCUGUACUAACCUGCAGCGAUGCCCUCACAAAGCACCAACAUUUCAGUUGACCCAGUGACACCUGAAUGCCAUUGUCACGCCCUGGCUCUGGGGACUCUAGUAUGUUGAGCCAGGGUGUGAGUUUUCAUGUGUGUUGGUUCUAGUUGUUGUAUAUCUAUGUUGGCCAGGGUGGCUCCCAAUCAGAGACGGCUGUAGCUCGUUGUCUCUGAUUGGGAGUCAUACUUAGGUAGCCGUUAGGCAUUCAUUCAUUGUGGUUUCUUGUUCGUGUUGGUUUGUGUUUGACCAUUGACUGUCACGUUAUUGUUUUGUUGUUUUUGAUCGUGUAUCAUAAAUAAAGAGUAUGUUCGUCUGCAACGCUGCGCCUUGGUCCUCCUCUCUUAACGACGAUCGUGACAGAAGAAACCACCAAGACUGGACCAAGCAGCGUGUCCAGGAGCCAUCGCCAGGGAGAUCUCUAGCAGAUCUCCUUCGCCUCCUCGACUGGGUCAAGCCGGGUGAGGAAGAGAAGGGCUUGACAUGGAAGCAGAAGGGCGAAAGGCUGGCGAGGGACAUGGAGACCUGGUCCACGGGUAGGAGAGACGCCCAGAAAUUUUUUAGGGGGGGGCUAACGCCGUGGACGACGGGCCAGCAGGAGACCGCGGCAGAGCGGCCCAGCGGGUUGGCAGAGGAGGCCGCCAGGUUACGGGGGCCACUGGUCGAAGAGGGGAUGGAAGGUGUAGAGGCACGGCGAGAGGUACUGGGGUGUGUUACCAGUCCGGUCCGGCCCAUUCCAGAUCCCUGCGUAGGAACAGUGGUGUGUGUCCCCAGUACGGUCCGGCCUGUUCCUGCUCCCCGCACCAGGCCAAUGGUGCGCUUCGUCAGCCCGGCUCGGCCCGUUCCUGCUCCCCGCACCAAGUCAGUGGUGCGCUUCGUCAGCCCGGCUCGGCCCGUUCCUGCUCCCCGCACCAAGUCAGGGGUGCGUUUCGUCAGCCCGGCUCGGGCCGUUCCUGCUCCCCACACCAAGCCAGUGGUGUGCGUCGUCAGUCCGGCACAGCCCGUGCCUGUUCCACUGGUGCCUGGUUCAGCACGGGUCAGCUGCUUCACGCCGGAGCUAGAGCAAUCCGCUCCACCAGUGUGCAGUCCAGCUCCGGUCAGCAGGGCCAGACCGGACCAGGGGUACCUUGGGGGGUUAGAGAGCGAGUGGGGAUCAUGCCCGGAGCCGGAUCCGCCGCCAAGGCGGAGUGCCCACCCGGUCCCUCCCCUGUGGUAUUUGGUUGGCGCGGUCGGAGUCCGCGCCUUUAGGGGGGGGGUACUGUCACGCCCUGGCUCUGGGGACUCUAGUAUGUUGAGCCAGGGUGUGAGUUUUCAUGUGUGUUGGUUCUAGUUGUUGUAUAUCUAUGUUGGCCAGGGUGGCUCCCAAUCAGAGACGGCUGUAGCUCGUUGUCUCUGAUUGGGAGUCAUACUUAGGUAGCCGUUAGGCAUUCAUUCAUUGUGGUUUCUUGUUCGUGUUGGUUUGUGUUUGACCAUUGACUGUCACGUUAUCGUUUUGUUGUUUUUGAUCGUGUAUCAUAAAUAAAGAGUAUGUUCGUCUGCAACGCUGCGCCUUGGUCCUCCUCUCUUAACGACGAUCGUGACAGCCAUGGCAUUUAUUGGUCGGGGAGUCAGUACUUAAGAUGUCAGAGAAGGUUACAUCACUGUGAAAGGCUAAGCUAGCCACCUGCUACACAUACUGUCCGUAGGCCAACUUUCCUUUCACCCAGUAAUCAAUGACAUCAACUGUGAACGCUUACUGCUGUAGUGCUGUAGUAUGUAGUAUUGUGUACUGUGGGUGCAUUAUGAAGACAUUAUGGAGGGAUGCUUUCGCUUUACUUUUGGUCUAUAAGACUUAAUCUUACAAAUAUGCAUCUCGAAGUUUGUGUGCCCUUUUGUUUGUGUGUGUGUGUGCGCGUGCUUGCAUGUGUGUGUGUAUGUGUAUAGGGGUCUGGGACAUGGUGCCUUCGGUGAGGUGUAUGAAGGGAUAGCAGCGGGGAUACCUGGAGAGCCCAGUCCCAUGCAAGUAGCAGUCAAGGUGAGCCCUGACACAAACAAAAAACAAGACAUACAGUUGAAGUCGGAAGUUUACAUACACCUUAGCCAAAUACAUUUCAACUCAGUUUUUCACAAUUCCUGACAUUUAAUCCUAGUAUAAAUUCCCUGUCUUAGGUCAGUUAGGAUCACCACUUUAUUUUAAGAAUGUGAAAUGUCAGAAUAAUAGUAGAGAGAAUGAUUUAUUUCAGCUUUUAUUUCUUUAAUCACAUUCCCAGUGGGUCAGAAGUUUACAUACCCUCAAUUAGUAUUUGGUAGCAAUGCGUUUAAGUUGUUUAACUUGGGUCAAACGUUUCGGGUAGCCUUCUACAAGCUUCCCACAAUGAGUUGGGUGAAUUUUGGCCCAUUCCUCCUGACAGAGCUGGUGUAACUGAGUCAGGUUUGUAGGCCUCCUUGCUCGCACACACUUUUUCAGUUCUGCCCACACAUUUUCUAUAGGAUUGAGGUCAGGGCUUUGUGAUGGCCACUCCAAUACCUUGACUUUGUUGUCCUUAAGCCAUUUUGCCACAACUUUGGAAGUCUGCUUUGGGUCAUUGUCCAUUUGUAAGACCCAUUUGCGACCAAGCUUUAACUUCCUGACUGAUGUCUUGAGAUGUUGCUUCAAUAUAUCCACAUAAUAAUCCUUCCUCAUGAUGCCAUCUAUUUUGUGAAGUGCACCAGUCCUGCAGCAAAGCACCCCCACAGCAUGAUGCUGCCACCCCCGUGCAUCACGGUUGGGAUGGUGUUCUUCGGCUUGCAAGCAACCCCCUUUUUCCUCCAAACAUAACGAUGGUCAUUAUGGCCAAACAGUUCUAUUUUUGUUUCAUCAGACCAGAGGACAUUUCUCCAAAAAGUAUGAUCGUCUGGCUUUUUUAUGGCAGUUUUAAAGCAGUGGCUUCUUCCUUACUGAGCGGCCUUUCAGGCUAUGUCGAUAUAGGACUCGUUUUACUGUGGAUAUAGAUCCUUUUGUACCUGUUUCCUCCAGCAUCUUCAGAAGGUCCUUUGCUGUUGUUCUGGGAUUGAUUUGCACUUUUCACACCAAAUACGUUCAUUUCUAGGAGACAGAAUGCGUCUCCUUCCUGAGCGGUAUGACAGCUGCGUGGUCCCAUGGUGUUAAUACUUGCUUACUAUUGUUUGUACAGAUGAACGUGGUACCUUCAGGCGUUUGGAAAUUGCUCCCAAGGAUAAACCAGACUUGUGGAGGUCUACCAUUUUUUUUCUGAGGUCUUGGCUGAUUUAAUUUGAUUUUCCUAUGAUUUCAAGCAAAGAGGCACUGAGUUUGAAGGUAGGCCUUGAAAUACAUCCACAGGUAAACCUCCAAUUGACUCCAAUUAUAUCAAUUAGCGUAUCAGAAGCUUCUAAAUUCAUGACAUCAUUUUCUGGAAUUUUCCAAGCUGUUUAAAGGCACAGUCAACUUAGUGUAUGUAAACCUCUGACCCACUGGAAUUGUGAUACAGUGAAUUAUAAGUGAAAUAAUCUGUUUGUAAACAAUUGUUUGAAAAAUUACUUGUGUCAUGCACAAAGUAGAUGUCCUAACCGACUUGCCAAAACUAUAGUUUGUUAACAAGAAAUUUGUGGAGUGGUUGAAAAACAAGUUUUAAUGACUCCAACCUAGGUGUAUGUAAACUUCCGACUUCAACUGUAAGUAAACAAACAAACAAAAAUACAUACAGAAUAUACUGGGCCUCAUACUUCAGUAAUAUUAGCAAGACUGUGUGUGUAUUUUGAACGUAUGACCAUUUUAUUCACAAACAUUUCAGUGUUUGAGCUUAUGUUGAUUUUUUUAUUUAACCUUUAUUUAGGCAGGGGAGUCCUAUUGAGACCAAGGUCUCUUUUUCGAUGGAGCCCUGCAAUGAGCCCCACUGUGCAGAUGGAUCCUUAGUACUGCACAUCUGUCUACACAGAUUGAUCUUUAGUACUUCACAUCUGUCUACACAAGUUCUCUCUGAAUAUCCUCAUUGUGUGUUCUGUGUGCGUCCCCUAUAGACACUCCCUGAGGUGUGCUCUGAGCAGGAUGAGCUUGACUUUCUCAUGGAGGCUCUCAUUAUCAGGUAACACAAACCACGUUUCCAUCCACAGUUUUCAUGCAAGUAAAGUCAUACCGUAUGAAAAUAUAUCACGACAGGUGCGAUGGAAACACAAAGUGUCGGUACAAUUUCACAAAUGUCGACAGAGAGUUUGUUCGUUCGACAUGGUGGGAUCUUUUUGCGUCGAUAAAAAUAAUGACGCGACAAUUGCGGUAUAAACUAUUUUAUGCGCAAUUAUUGGUAUAAUAAACCAUCAUAUCGAAGUAACUAUGGAGCCAAGCGAUGAUAUGCUCCGUUACCACUACAACGUGGAAAAGCAUUAGAGUUUAUAGCAAGACAAAAUAGUUUUGAUGAACUUUCCUGGUGGUAAAUGAUGGACGGUGAUGAGCUUCAUGUAAAUAUCAUUUCCAAUAAAUAUCUAGGGUUUUAUUUGAAUGCUGAUGACAUGAUGAUAAACAUUUGGCUGCCAAUUAUCAAAUAGAAAUGAUAAUGCUCUCAUCCAUUUCAUCUUAUUAUCUACCCCCACUUUGUCAGCUAACUGUUGUCUAGAGAGCAUGCGCCAAAACCAGAUAGGGUGCGUAUGCUAUAAAACGCAACAGUUUUUGUGACAAAACCGUCGGUAGAGUUGAAAAUGUGAUGGAAAUCGAUCUAACUUAUAUUUGUUAUUUUAUUAUUUAUUGGAAUUUAACCGCAAAAGUUAUUUUUAUGUGUACUAUCUCAUCACACACAACCUUUUAUCCGCAACAAAUCAAGAUGAUGGAAACAUUUGCAUAUUGUUUUUAUGCAGAUUUUUGAAUAUUAACAUGAAAAUCUGUCGCCAAUUGAAUGGAAACCUAGCUACAGUCAUACAAACCUAAGCACACAUGCACGCAUGCACACACACAGACUCACACACACAGCUUUUGGUUGAAGACAUAUUGCAAACAUGUUCCUACCAUAGCAGACCAUUCUUCACCAACCAUGUACUAUCCUCCCGAGUGGCGCAGUGGUCUAAGGCAUUGCAUCGCAGUGCUAGCUGUGCCACUAGAGAUCCUGGUUCGAAUCCAGGCUCUGUUGUAGCCGGCUGCGACCAGGAGACCCAUGGGGCGGCGCACAAUUGGCCCAGCGUCGGCCAGGGUAGGGAAUGGCCGGCAGGGAUGUAGCUCAGUUGGUAGAGCAUGGCGUUUGCAACGCCAUGGUUGUGGGUUCGAUUCCUACGGGGGGCCAGUAUGAAAAUAAAUAAUGUAUGCACACACUAACUGUAAGUUGCUCUGGAUAAGAGCAUCUGCUAAAUGACUAAGAUGUAAUGUACUGUAAUCUCUCUUCACUAUCCAACACUCUCCUUUCUCCUCCCCCUAUCUCCUCAUCCCCCACUCUCCCCCUGCAGUAAAUUCAGCCACCAGAACAUAGUGCGGUGUAUAGGGGUGAGUCUACAGGCCCUGCCACGCUUCAUCCUAUUGGAAUUGAUGGCUGGAGGAGACCUCAAGAGUUUCCUGAGAGAGACGCGGCCCAGACUGGUCAGUUGAGUUGCCAGCUUGUCUCGUAUAUUUCAAAUAUUAGUUAGUUCAGAGCUUAAGUGUCUUGAUCUAAGGCACAACAGCCGGAGAUGGUACCUUGGACUAGAGAUUUCUGAAAUCUUGAAAAGUGAGUUUGACCACAUUUGCCAAAUUGUUAAAAGGUUUGAAAUACAACUGUAAUAAAUGCAACAGUUGGACAAUGGAUGAAACAAACAAAAAAAUAAUACCCAUCAAGCAUAUAAAUGUUCAGGGAUUUUUGUGGAAUUAUUCAAUUCUUUUUGUUUCUUAGAAUGCACUCAUAUAUACAUUUUCUAAUGGUAUCAGGUAUUCUUUUAAUAUUUUGUGUUCAAAUAAAGAAAAUUAUGUGUGCCUAAUUUGCAUAAAUACAUGAGAUAUUUUAGCAUAUACACUACAUGACCAAAAGUAUGUGGACACCUGCUCCCCUUUGCUGCUAUAACAGCCUACUAGAUGUUGGAACAUUGCUGCGGGGACUUGCUUCCAUUCAGCCACAAGAGUAUUAGUGUGGUCGGGCACUGAUGUUGGGCGAUUAGGCCUGGCUCGCAGUCGGCGUUCCAAUUCAUCCCAAAGGUGUUUCAAUGGGGUUGAGGUCAGGGCUCUGUGCAGGCCAGUCAAGUUCUUCCACACCGAUCUCGACAAACCAUUUCUGUAUGGACCUCUCUUUGUGCACUGUUAUGCUAAAACAGGAAACGGCUUUCCCCAAACUGUUGCAAUAAUGUUGGAAGAACAGAAUUGUCUAGAAUAUCAUUCUAUGCUGUAGCAGUAAGAUUUCCCUUCAUUGGAACUAAGGGUCCUAGCCCGACCAUGAAAAAUAGCCCCAGACCAUUAUGCCUCCUCCACCAAACGUUACAGUUGGCACUAUGCAUUGAGGCAGGUAGUAACUUUCUCCUGGCAUCCGUCAAACCCAGAUUCAUCUGUCGUACUGCCAGACCGUGAAGUGUGAUUCAUCACUCCGGAGAACACGUUGCCACUGCUCCAGAGUCCAAUGGCGGCGAGCUUUUCACCACUCCAGCCGAUGCUUGGCAUUGCGUAUGGGGAUUUUAGGCUUGUGUGUGGCUGCUCGGCCAUGGAAACCCAUUUCAUGAAGCUCCCGACAAACAGUUCUUGUGAUGACGUUGCUUCCAGAGGCAGUUUUGAAAUUGGUAGUGAGUGUUGCAACAAAGGACAGAUGAUUUCUAGCACUCGGCGGUCCCGUUCUGUGAGCUUGUGUGGCCUACCACUUCGCGGCUGAGCCGUUGUUGCUCCUAGACGUUUCCACUUCACAAUAACAGCACUUACAGUUGACCGCGGCAGCUCUAGCAGAGCAGUAAUUUGACGAACUGACUUGUUGGAAAGGUGGCAUCCUAUGACGGUGCUACAUUGAAAGUCACUGAGCUCUUCAGUAAGGCUAUUCUACUGCUAAUGUUUGUCUAUGGAGAGUGCAUGGCUUUGUGCUCAAUUUUAUACACCUGUCAGCAACGGGUGUGGCUGAAAUAGCCAAAUCCACUAAUUUAAAGGGGCGUCAACAUACUUUGUAUAAAUAGUGUAUGAAUAAAUUAACAUAAAGGGGUGGAACAGGGCUGCAACCACCAAAAACUUGCUCCGUCUAGGCCUACCUGCAAUCACCUAUGCAGUCUAGACUGCCUCAUUAAUUACUGUUGUUUCAUGUUCUGUUGCAUAAUUCAACAAGUGUGUAAUUAGCAGGAUACCGUCGGAUUAAAAAUCAACACGCUUGGCUCUAGAUUUCACCGAUCUAUACAUACUUUACAUUAUUUGCGAGAUCAGACAUACAGUGCCUUGCAAAAGUACUCAUCGCCCUUGGUGUUUUUUCUAUUUCGUUGCAUUACAACCUGUAAUUUAAAUUGAUUUUUAUUUGGAUUUCAUAUAAUGGACAUACACAAAAGAGUCCAAAUUGGUGAUGUGAAAUGAAAAAAAUAACUUGUUUCAAAGAUUUUGAAAAAAUAAAUAAAGUUAAAGUGGUGCGUGCAUAUUUAUUCACCCCUUUUGCUAUGAAGCCCCUAAAUAAGAUCUGGUGCAACCAAUUACCUUCAGAAGUCACAUAAUUAGUUAAAUGAAGUCCACCUGUGUGCAAUCUAAGUGUCACAUGAUCUGUCACAUGAUCUCAGUAUAUAUACACCUGUUCUGAAAUGCCCCAGUCUGCAACACCACUAAGCAAGGAGCUCUCCAAACAGGUCAGGGACAAAGUUGUGGAGAAGUACAGAUCAGGGUUGGGUUAUAAAAAAAUAUCAGAAACUUUGAACAUCCCACGGAGCACCAUUAAAUCCAUUAUUAAAAAAUUGAAAGAAUAUGGCACCACAACAAACCUGCCAAGAGAGGGCCGCCUACCAAAACUCACGGACCAGGAAAGGAGGGCAUUAAUCAGAGAGGCAACAAAGAGACCAAAGAUAACCCUCGAAGGAGCUGCAAUGCUCCACAGCGGAGAUUGGAGUAUCUGUCCAUAGGACCACUUUAAGCCGUACACUCCACAGAGCUGGGCUUUACAGAAGAGUGGGCAGAAAAAAGCCAUUGCGUAAAGAAAAAAAUAAGCAAACACGUUUGGUGUUCGCCAAAAGGCAUGUGGGAGACUCCCCAAACAUAUGGAAGAAGGUACUCUGGUCAGAUGAGACUAAAUUUGAGCCUUUGGCCAUCAAGGAAAACGCUAUGUCUGGCGCAAACCCAACACCUCUCAUCACCCCGAGAACACCAUCCCCAAAGUGAAGCAUGGGGGUGGCAGCCAUGCUGUGGGGAUGUUUUUCAUCGGCAGGGACUGGGAAACUGGUCAGAAUUGAUGGAAUGAUGGAUGACGCUAAAUACUGGGAAAUUCUUGAGGGAAACCUGUUUCAGUCUUACAGAGAUUUGAGACUGGGACGUAGGUUCACCUUCCAGCAGGACAAUGAACCUAAGCAUACUGCUAAAGCAACACUCGAGUGGGGAAACAUUUAAAUGUCUUGGAAAGGUCUAGUCAAAGCCCAGACCUCAAUCCAAUAGUUAUGCAUAGUGCACGCUCAAGUUUUUGUCUUAUUUCUUGUUUGUUUCACAAAAAAAAUGAUUUUGCAUCUUCUGUAGCUCAGCUGGUUGAGCACGGCGCUUGUAACGCCAGGGUAGUGGGUUCGAUCCCCGGGACCACCCAUACACAAAAAUGUAUGCACGCAUGACUGUAAGUCGCUUUGGAUAAAAGCGUCUGCUAAAUGGCAUAUUAUUAUUAUUAUAAAGUGGUAGGCAUGGUGUGCAAAUCAAAUGACACAAACCCCCCAAAAAUCCAUUUUAAUUCCAGGUUGUAAGGCAACAAAAUAGGAAAAAUACCAAGGGGGGUGAAUACUUUCGCAAGCCACUGUAAUAUCACUAUAAUCCAAGUGUUGAUUUUCGGAAGUUGCUUUCGUUUUAGCGCAUCUCAUUAGUAAACAUUUCAAUUUCUAUUAAAAUAUAACUAUUUUCAAUUCCACAAAAAAAUUAACACCCAUCAAAAUAAAUAUCUUUCUUCUCUUUCUUGUGAUGUAAGUGUCGAGACGAUGCGCUAACUCCCAGAUGAAGCUUUAGCGUUCUUAUAGAUGCAACAGAAACACACUAUUCCAUUAAGCCUAUUUCAGCCAUUACCGGGGUGUGUUUGAUAGAAAGGUCAUUACAAACAUUAACAUAACGUUAACGAGAAAAAACUACAAGGAAGAGUAUGAAAGAGUCACAGGAGUAAAAUGAAAACAAUCAAUCCAGCAAGAUUUAAGUGACUAGUGAAUUUUGCACCCCUCAAACACAGGAAAUAGAUUGCUGAAAAUGACAGAUUCUCAGGUGCAUGUUGCUAGUUCUUUGUUAGUCUUGGUUGUGGAGCUUUGCUUACAUUGAUUAAGAUACAGGUACUUUACAGAGUAGACUAAAAUAUUUCAGUCUGAAGCUAACAGAGGAACAACAAAGGAUGCAACAGCUGUUUGGCUGCUGUGCUCUGCAGUAAAUCUGUCUCCAUUUUGUUUGGGAAUCUGUCUGCCAGUUGGUCCACCUAUCUGCAUGUCUGUCAUGUCUAUGUCUUCUGUUUUUCAGUCUAAUUCUUUGUCUUUUUGUAUGUCUCUGUUUUUUUUUGUGUAGAAGCUUGAAUGUCUGUCCGUGUGUCUGUCUGACUGCCUUCCUGUCUUUCUGUUUGAUUCUCUGUCUGUCUGAUUCACUGUCUGUCUGUUAUUUUAUCGGUCUUUCUAAUAUGUCUGUCAGUCUACCUAUCAGUCUUUCUCUGUCUCUGUCACUAUGGGCUCGAUGCAAUCCGUAGCACUGAAGAUCCGCGUUAUGGUGCGAUUUAAAUGUAAAGGUAAUUUCCGAUUGAGCAGACAUAUGCAGCGUUUACCGUGAAUACAGUCUCUGAGAACACGGGAACAUUAAAUUAAACAUUAAAUUUCAAUUGCGCUGUAGUGCGGGUCUUCAGCUCUACGGAUUGAAUCAAACCCUAUGUCUAUAUGAGCCUGAUCUCUCCCUCUCUGUCUGGUAUCUCUCUAUAGGAGCACCCUUCCAGUCUCUCCAUGGAGGACCUGCUCAACGUGGCCAGAGACAUAGCACAGGGAUGCCAAUACCUGGAGGAGAACCAGUUUAUACACCGGUAGGCCUACUGUGGUAGAGAAACAUACUGUACAUGGAUUUAUGUGUGUGCACAUACUGUAUAUUCAAACCCACACAAUAUGCAAUGACAGACACAUACACUCUUUCUCACACUAAUUUCACCCACUUACUGUAUACACACACACAGACACACAAACACACAAAUCAAAUCAAAAUCAAAUCAAAUUAUAUUUGUCACAUGCACCGAAUACAACCUUACCGUGAAAUGCUUACUGACGAGCCCUUAACCAACAAUGCAGUUUUAAGAAAAUAGAGUUAAGAAAAUAUAUACAUUACAAAUAAUAAUAAAUAGCAACAAAGACACAUUCACACCCUCCCAAACAAAAACAGAUGGGAACAAAACGGUUUGCCUGCUUCCCCCGGCAACCCCGGCAACCGCCUUGCUCGGUUUCCAUGGCGUCCGUACCUGUGACAGAAUUUUCCCUUUCACCCCAAACUUCCUGCAAGUCAUCCAAUGACAAACAAGCCCAAUUAAAGCAAAUUUACCCCAACAUGGGCAGUCAACUAUUAUACCGCCUAAUGGUGUCGCAGGAGUGUAGCUACAGACACACACACACAUACACACACGCAGACGCUAGCACGCACACACACGAAGGAGCACUAGGAGCACUAGGCUACACACAGGAGCACUAGGCUACACACACUACACACACACACACCAGCCCGACUCCUUAUUACAAUUCACAGCCACCGUCAUCAUCCUUAAGGCCACUACGUGUGUGUGCGUGUCACUAGACUACAUUGUCUUGAGGAAAACCUGCAUUGACGACAUGCUCUCUUGGAGCGCAUUAAGUAUCAACUGCAAUAUCUCGAAGAGUGUGUGUAUGCUGCUUUGUCAUACUACUCAAAUUCUGCAGCCUUUUAAGUCUUAUUACAAUCCCAUACCAUAUAAAUGCAUGGAUAUGCUAAACCUGGCUGUGAAUAACAUUGUUUUGUUUAAUCCAAAUUCAAACAGUUCAGAUUAACCAAUUGAAUGUUCAGUUAAUACUUAAUGCUUUAAUACAUUAAUCUGUUAUUGCGAUAAUCGCACGCUCAAUUGUUUAAAGGGUGGGAGUAGAAACCAACAUGCACACAACACAGUGAGCUACAGUACACAAUUCUCAAGGAUAUUUGUUUUGAGUUCUCUGUUUGCCCUUAUUAUACCAUGGGGAUAAGAUACCCACGUGUAUACACAUACAGACGAGCGCACACACACACACACACACACACACACACAUACACACACACACACACACACACACACACACACACACACACACACACAAACACACGCAGACAGACAGAAAAAUACACUCACACACAAGCACACAUACAGACAAGCGCACACAUGCACAGAUAGACAGACAGAAACACACACACACACACACACACACACACACACACACACACACAAACACACCCCUGUAAGGUUCUUCUUGUCUUGUCACUUUGCAGAGACAUUGCGGCCCGGAACUGCCUGCUGACCACCAAAGGACCGGGGAGAGUGGCCAAGAUCGGGGACUUUGGAAUGGCCAGGGACAUUUAUAGGUACUGCCAUCAUAAAAACUCUUUAAACCCAGCUACUAUAAAGGUAUAUGUGGACUGGGGUGGUCUGGCGGUCUGGGCCGUUGCCUCUGGAGCACAUUUACGAUAUACCGCUACCAGCAUGAGUUGGAGUCUGGCCUACUGCUAUUUCAGCACCAUCUCUCCUACGUUUCAACUCUGUCUAUCUCUUUUCAAACGUGACAAAAUACCGAAGUACUGGGACUGCCCCACUCCUAUAAAAAAUAAAUAUAUUUAAGCAAUAAGGCCCAACAAUAAGGCCCAAUAAUGCUCAAGAAAGCACAUAUACAGUCCCGUCUGAAGUUUGCCAAUGAACAUCUGAAUGAUUUAGAGGAGAACUGGGUAAAAGUGUUGUGGUCAGAUGAGACCAAAAUGGAGCUCUUUGGCAUCAACUCAACUCGCCGUGUUUGGAGGAGGAGGAAUGCUGCCUAUGACCCCAAGAACACACCAUCCUCACCGUCAAACAUGGAGGUCGAAACAUUAUGCUUUGGGGGUGUUUUUCUGCUAAGGGGACAGGACAACUUCACCACAUUAAAGGGACGUUGGACGUGGCCAUGAACCAUCAAAUCUUGGGUGAGAACCUCCUUCCCUCAGCCAGGGCAUUGAAAAUGGGUCGUGGAUGGGUAUUCCAGCAUGACAAUGACCCAAAACACACGGCCAAGGCAACAAAGGAGUGGCUCAAGAAGAAGCACAUUAAGGUCCUGGAGUGGCCUAGCCAGUCUCCAGACCUUAUUCCCAUAUAAAAUCUGUGGAGGGAGCUGAAGGUUCGAGUUGCCAAACGUCAGCCUUGAAACCUUAAUGACUUGGAGAAGAUCUGCAAAGAGGAGUGGGACAAAAUCCCUCCUGAGAUGUGUACAAACCUGGAGGCCAACUACAAGAAACGUCUGACCUCUGUGAUUGCCAACAAGGGUUUUGCCACCAAGUACUAAGUCAUGUUUUGCAGAGAGGUCAAAUACUUAUUUCCCUCAUUAAAAUGCAAAUCAAUUCAUAACAUUUUUGACAUGCGUUUUUCUGGAUUUUGUUGUUGUUAUUCUGUCUCUCACUGUUCAAAUAAACCUACCAUUAAAAUUAUAGACUGUUCAUUUCUCUGUCAGUGGGCAAACGUACAAAAUCAGCAGGGGAUCAAAUACUUUUUUCCCUCACUGUAUAUAUAUAUAUAUAUAUAUAUAUAUAUAUAUAUAUAUAUAUAUAUAUAUAUAUAUAUAUAUAUAUAUAACAAAAAUCACAAGAAAAUACAAUAUAAAAUAAUACAAAAUAAAAGUAACAAAUAAUUAAAGAGCAGCAGUAAAAAUAACAAUAGCGAGGCUAUAUACAGGGGGUACCGGUACCGAGUCAAUGUGCGGGGGCACCGGUUAGUCGAGGUAAUUGGGGUAAUAUGUACUGGAUGGCAGGAAGCUUGGCCCUAGUGAUGUACUGGGCCGUACGCAAUACCCUCUGUAGUGCCUUGCGGUCGGAGGCCGAGCAGUUGCCAUACCAGGCAGUGAUGCAACCAGUCAGGAUGCUCUCGAUGGUGCAGCUGUAGAACCUUUUGAGGAUCUGAGGACCCAUGCCAAAUCUUUUAAGUCUCCUUAGGGGGAAUAGGUUUUGUCGUGCCCUCUUCACGACUGUCUUGGUGUGCUUGUACCAUGUUAGUUUGUUGGUGAUGUGGACACCAAGGAACUUAGCUCUCAACCUGCUCCACUACAGCCCCGUCGAUGAGAAUGGGGCCGUGCUCUGUCCUCUUCUUUUUCCUGUAGUCCACAAUCAUCUCCUUUGUCUUGAUCACGUUGAGGGAGAGGUUGUUGUCCUGGCACCACACGGCCAGGUCUCUGACCUCCCUAUAGGCUGUCUCGUCAUUGUCUGUGAUCAGGCCUACCACUGUUGUGUCAUCUGCAAACGUAAUGAUGCUGUUGGAGUCGUGCCUGGACAUGCAGUCAUGAGUGAACAGGGAGUAUAGGAGGGGACUGAGCACGCACCCCUGAGGGGCCCCCGUGUUGAGGAUCAGCGUGGCGGAUGUGUUGUUACCUACCCCUUACCACCUGAGGGCGGCCCGUCAGGAAGUCCAAGUUCCAGUUGCAGAGGGAGGUGUUUAGUCCCAGGGUCCUUAGCUUAGUGAUGAGCUUUGAGGGCAUUAUGGUGUUGAACGCUGAGCUGUAGUCAAUGAAUAGCAUUCUCACAUAGGUGUUCCUUUUGUCCAGGUGUGAAAGGGCAGUGUGGAGGGCAAUAGAGAUUGCAUCAUCUGUGGAUCUGUUGUGGCGAUAUGUAAAUUGGAGUGGGUCUUGAGUUUAUGGGAUAAUGGUGUUGAUGUGAGCCAUGACCAGCCUUUCAAAGCACUUCAUGGCUACAGACGUGAGUGCUACGGGUCGGUAGUCAUUUAGGCAGGUUACCUUAGUGUUCUUUGACACAGGGAUUAUGGUGGUCUGUUUGAAACAUGUUGGUAUUAAGGACUCAGACAGGGAGAGGUUGAAAAUGUCAGUGAAGACACUUACCAGUUGGUCAGUGCAUGCUCGGAGUACACAUCCUGGUAAUCCGUCUGGCCCUGCGGCCUUGUGAAUGUUGACCUGUUUAAAGGUCUUACUCACAUCGGCUACGGAGAGCGUGAUCACACAGUCAUCCGGAACAGCUGAUGCUCGCAUGAUUGUUUCAGUGUUACUUGCCUCGAAGCGAGCAUAGAAGUAAUUUAGCUCAUCUGGUAGGCUCAUGUCACUGGGCAGCUCGCGGCUGUGCUUCCCUUUGUAGUCUGUAAUAGUUUGCAAGCCCUGCCACAUCCGACGAGCGUCGGAGCCGGUGUAGUACGAUUCGAUCUUAGUCCUGAAUUGACGCUUUGCCUGUUCGUCGGAGGGCAUAGCAGCUUCCGGGUCAGAGUCCUGCUCCUUGAAAGCGGCAGCUCUACCCAUUAGCUCAGUGUGGAUGUUGCCUGUAAUCCAUGGCUUCUGGUUGGGGUAUGUAUGUACAGUCACUGUGGGGACGACAUCAUCAAUGCACUUAUUGAUGAAGCCAGUGACUGAUGUGGUGUACUCCUCAAUGCCAUCGGAAUAAUCCCGGAACAUAUUCCAGUCUGUGCUAGCAAAACAGUCCUGUAGCUUAGCAUCUGCUUCAUCUGACCACUUGUUUAUUGACCGAGUCACUGGUGCUUCCUGCUUUCGUUUUUGCGUGUAAGCAGGAAUCAGGAGGAUAGAAUUAUGGUCAAAUUUUCCAAAUGUAGGGCGAGUUAGAGCUUUGUAUGUGUCUCUGUGUGUGGAGUAAAGGUGGUCUAGAGUUUUCCUCUGGUUGCACAUUUAACAUGCUGGUUGAAAUGAGGUAAAACAGAUUUAAGUUUCCCUGCAUUAAAGUUCCCGCCCACUAGGAGCGCCGCCUCUGGAUGAGCCUUUUCCUGUUUGCUUAUGCCCGAUACAGUUCAUUGAGUGCGGUCUUAGUGCCAGCAUUGGUUUGUGGCAUACAUAGACUGCCACCCCUUGUCUUACCAGAGGCUGCUGUUCUAUCCUGCCGAUACAGUGUAUAACCCGCCAGCUGUAUGUUAUUCAUGUCAUCGUUCAGCCACAAUUCGGUGAAACAUACGAUAUUACAGUUUUUAAUGUCCCGUUGGUAGGAUAUUCAUGCCUGUAGUUCGUUCAUUUCAUUAUGAAGCGAUUGUAAAUUGGUCAAUAGUAUCAAUGGCAAAGGCAGAUUAGCCACUCAUCGCCGGCUCCUUACCAAGAUCCCCGAUCUCCUUCCGUGAUAUCUCCUUUUCUUUCUACUGCGAAUGACGGGGAUGAGGGCCCUGUCGGGUGUCUGGAGCAAAUCCCUCUCGUCCAACUCUUAAAAUAAAAAUUAUUUGUCCAGUUCAAGGUGAGUAAUCGCUUUUCUGAUGUCCAGAAGCUCUUUUUGGUCAUAAGAGACGGUAGCAGCAACAUUAUGUACAAAAUAAGAUAAAAACAGUGCGAAUAAACACACAAAAUAGCACGGUUGGUUAAGAGUCCAUAAAACGGCAGCCAUCCACUCUGGCGCCUUUACUCAUCCAAUGCAGCGCAAUCCAUAAAGCUUGUUGCAUCAUACCCAAGAAUCGCUGCCAAAGGUGCUUCAACAAAGUACGGAGUAAAGGGUCUGAAUACUGAAUACUAUAGUCUUUUAUGAUUAAUAAAGGUGCAAAAAUUUCUAACAUCCUUUUUUUUAGUUGUCAUUAUGGGGUAUUGUGUGUAGAUUGAUGAGAGAAAAAACAAUUUAAUCAAUUUUAGAAUAAGGCUGUAACGUAACAAAAUGUGGAAAAAGUCACAAGGUUUGAAUACUUUUAGAAUGUACUGUAUAAAGAUUAGCUGGUUAUCCACUAACACGUGGGCUUGUGCUUGAGAGAUUGUUUAUGAGACCUGUGUUAAUUUUCUAUAACGCCUGCUACAAGAAAUUGGUCAUUAGGUGUCACGCCCUGGCUCGGGGGACUCUUAAAUGUUGAGCCAGGGUGUGGAGUUUCUGUUACAUUUUCUAUGCUUUCGUUCUAGAUCGUUUAUAUCUAUGUUGGCCAGGGUGGUUCCCAAUCAGAGACAGCUGUAGCUCGUUGUCUCUGAUUGGGGACAAUACUUAGGCAGCCUUUUGGCAUGUUCGUUUUGUGGGAUCUUGUUCCCUAAGGUUUUGUGUAUAACCUAGGACUUCACGUAUCGUUUGGUUUAUUGUUUUGGUUCGUGUGUGUACUCAAUAAAGAAUGUACGCUUAUCACGCUGCGCCUUGGUCCGCUUCAGUCAAUGAUCGUGACAUUAGGGCCCUGUGUAGCUCAGUUGGUAGAGCAUGGCGCUUGCAACGCCAGGGUUGUGGGUUCGAUUCCCACGGGGGGCCAGUAUGAAAAUGUAUGCACUCACCAACUGUAAGUCGCUCUGGAUAAGAUCGUCUACUAAAUGACUAAAAUGUAAAAAUGUAAUUAUUAGUGGAUGUGCAUUGUGUAUGGUUCUGGAAAAAUGCGUUACAAAAUUGCAUUUUCAUAGACAGACUUGAAAGCCAGAUCAGUGAUUUUCGCAAAAAAAUCAGAUUAUACUAUUUGGAUUAAAUAAUGUAAUUAUUAGUGGGUCUUACGGUGGUGAAAGGCUUAUAAUUAGCCUAGGUAUAAUUUUGAAUUGUAAUUUUGAAUAAAUGAAAUUUUCCUGACUGUUUGAAAUUCAGUGUAUUGACCAUUAAUCGUCCAACAAAGCUUAUUUAGAGAAAACAAGAUAUAUUGUGAAUCGCCCAUAAGUUUAAAAAAAUGUAAAUACAAUUUUUUGGCCAUAUUUCCCAGCACUAAUACCUCUGGAUCCUCAUGAUUCUCCCCCUCUGCAAAGACCAAUGCUUCCGACUUUUCCACGGCGUACGGUCCAGCCAAGUUUAAUAGAGUGUAUGAUUUAACUUUCUUUGUCUUGUCUGAUAGACGUUGGAGUAUAUUCGCCAUUCCUUCUCAAACUUUUUCCAGUUGUCCGCAAUGUUUUCGUUGAAAACCAGUACGUCAAUGCAGCGCAAUCCCUGUGCCAUUUCACCACUUCUGACACCAUGUGAUGCGUGGGCGAAAUAAGGGAGUCUGACAACAUUACUGCCAGUGUAAAUGUCCAUAGUUUACUUCACCAUUAGCCUUUCAUACAUGGUACAUCGUGUCACACUUAAUGAUGUCCCCAUACACUCCACUUAUAGUGUCCUAAUUUAGUUCCAGUGUAACCCACCCAUCUACAACAACCCAAAACUGGCUGCAUGUCUGGCUGGUAUGGGGUUUACCCUUUGUGGAAUAACCCCUUUGUCAGGAUUAUGACAACAAAUAUGUCAACUCUGUCCGGAUCAUGGGACAGCUGAAAUCGCCACUGACUCACCAUAUCACAAAAUACCAUAAAUCCAAGUUGCCUGACAUAACAAGAUCACCAAAGUACCACAUCUAUACUACAGUAUAUAAAAACUAUAAACAUCAACACAUGCUUCUUUCUUUCAACAGACCUCCCACACUUGGUAGUUUUUUUUAACAACUCCCGUCGCACAGUCCAUCAUGUAGUUUUUAUGAGGCGAAUCGCAGGGGGGAGUGAAUCGACCGCGCUUUAAAGUGACGGGAGUCUGUGAUUGACCCUAAAAACCAACUAAUCCCUUUGAAAACGGCCUAUGUGGCAUCAACGUUUAUUCUAGUGUCAAAAUUGACUACAAAGUAUAAAUAGGAUAAUUCUGGUCAUAAAUAAUAAUAAUAAUAAUAUGCCAUUUAGCAGACGCUUUUAUCCAAAGCGACUUACAGUCAUGCGUGCAUACAUUUUUGUGUAUGGGUGGUCCCGGGGAUCGAACCCACUACCUUGGCGUUACAAGCGCCGUGCUCUACCAGCUGAGCUACAGAGGACCACAAAGUUAGUCUUGUCUAAAACAGAGUUCGUAACCUCAGUGCGUCACAACAAGUAAAUGAAGGUUAGGUUUGGAUAACAAUUAUGUCAACAAAUUAUGCCCCCUUUUGCCAAGCUCCACGUGCAAAUCGCCCCUCUGCCCACUGUGCUUUGCUUUCAAAGGAUCACAGACGACAAUGCAAUGCAUGCUGGCAUGAGACAAAAGAGUGUGAAGCAGUGGGGAAAGUGGUUGUAUGUGCUAAUUGUAGGGGUGGCCAUGGGGCUGGGGAUCAGAUAUGUCCAGUGCGAGAGAAGCAGGUUGAGGUUUCCAGGGUAAGAGUAGAGAAGAAAUUGUCAUAUGUGGAGGCAGUGAAGAAAGUAGAGGAAGAUGGGUCAAGGGGGGAGGGGGGGAGUGGUGAGAGUAUGAGAUACGUACCAGUACAAUGGGAUAGGCAAGCAAGUGAUAUAUGUUUCAGGAAGAUUGGAUUUUUAGCGUUUAUAGCAAUUGUUAUUAAUUGUACUGCAGGGAUGGAACAUAAGUCGAAGAAAAUUGAGGUUGUGGUGGCAGCUGCAGAGAGAUAUUUGGGUGGACGAGACCUGACAGCAGAAGAGUUACAGGGAGUGUUAAGUGAUGAUGUCCCAUCAUUUCAGGUUGAGGGCAUGAGGUAGGAGUGAGUAUAUUUAAAUAGUGGAGAAGGGUGGGGUUAAUUGUUAGUAAUAGUUUUGAAUUUGUGAGUGUAGUGUUAGAUGGUAGGGUAUUUCUUUGCUUUGUUUUAUUUUAUUUUUCAAGGAAAAGAUAAGGGAGUUGUACUCCAGUCUAGUUCUUGGUGGUAAUGCCACAAAUUGGAUGCGAAACCCAACUUUACAUUUCUGUGUCACCAGAGGAUUUUAGCCCCAUGGAUAAAUUAUUAGACUGUAUUAGUGAUUUUCUAUGGCUCACAACUUCCUCCAGCUAAAUCAAGACAAGACCGAGGUACUUAUUGAUAGAGCCAAAGCACAGAGAUAGAAUCUAGCCGCACAUUUUAAUUCACGGGCAAUAAAGAUAAAACACCAGGUAAAAAACCUAGGUGUUAUUAUAGAUUCUGAACUCAAUUUAUAAUCACACAUUAGGAAUGUGAUCAAAAAUAGAUUUUUACCACCUGCGAAACAAGGUGCAGCCGUUUCUCUCUCAGGCUGAUACAGAGAGACUCAUCCAUGCUUUUAUUACAAGCAAGCUUGACUACUGUAAUGCUCUCCUGUCUUGUCUACCCAAGAAAGCCAUUGGUCAACUGCAAAACAUACAGUAUGCUGCAGCACGGGUACUGACCAAGACCAGACGGAGAGCACAUAUUACACGUUUUAAGGUCUCUGCACUGGCUGCCUGUGAGUUUAUGAAUUAAUUUUAAGAUUCUUCUAUUGGUUUUUAAAUCAAUCCAUGAUUGUGCGACCUAAUACAUGUGAAACAUGCUUUAAAGUUAUGUACCCAGUAGGUCCCUCAGGUCCUCUGGUACUGGCCUUUUAACUAUCCCAAAGCCUAGGACCAAGAGGCAUGGCGAGGCAGCCUUUAGUUACUAUGCCUUCAGCCUCUGGAAUAGCCUGCCAGAGAACCUGAGGGGGGCUGAAACUGUGGACAUUUUUAAAAGAGAUCUUAAAACACACCUUUUUAGCUUUGCUUUUCCUUAGGGAGAUUUUGUCGUUCAGUUUUUAUUGUUAGUCUUUAGUUUUUUAUCCUGUUAUGUUUGUUGUGUAGUAAAUAUUUCAGUUAUUUUAUUAGUUUUUUUCCUGUGAACACAUUGCGUUGCAUUCAAUGUCUGAAAUGUGCCGUACAAAUAAAGCUUGAUUUGAUUUGAUCCAACACAAUCAUGAAGUUUGCUGACGACGGUGGUAGGCCUGAUCAACGGCGAUGAUGAGACAGCCUACAGGAGGAGGUCAGUGACCUGGCAGUGUGGUGCCGGGACAACAACCUCUCCCUCAACGUCAGUACGACCAAGGAGCUGAUCGUGGACUACAGGGCUGCAGUGGAGCGGGUUGAGAGCUUCACGUUCCUCGGUGUCCAACUCACUAAGGCCUUAAAAUGGUCCACUCACACGCUCAUAGUUGUGAAGAAGGAUCAACAGCGCCUCUUCCCCCUCAGGAGAUUGAAAAGGUUUGUAAUGGGCCAUCAAUCCCUCAAAAAGUUAUACAAGGACACACCCAAGAAACACCCACAUCAAACCACGUCCCCAUGCCAACUCAUGUUUAGCUUCUGUCAUGGCCGCCAGAAUUUCUAGAGGAGCAAACAAAAAAACAAUGCCAAAUCAGAGGGUGCAGUUCCCCUUUAACUUUUAUCUUCUCAGUGUGUGUUUAGGACCGGCGAAGAUUAAACGGGCUGAGGCUGUUAUCAGCGGGUAAUCUGAUAGCGGCGUCGCGUAUCAGAUAACAACCUCACAGCGGGAGCUUGAUACAGUUUAAAACACAACUCGGCUCGGUCUGUGAAAAAAUAAAAAGAAUCCCCCUUUUUUCUUGAAGAUAAGGAGGACUGAGGACUUUCGUGGGCGUUUACGCGCUCUGUUACAGUUAUUGUAAUUGUGGAUCAGCACGGCGCGAUAUCACUGUGUCAAAGGAGGAUCUAAUUAUUAGAGCUGAUGGUGUGCUGUUUCCAUGGCAACGCUGGUGUGACUGAACUUUGGCCCUGCCCUUCUCUCUCUUUUCAUCCCUUUAUCUUCCUGUUGUGCAGAUCACCUGUAUGUGUGUCUGUGUCUCCCCACAGGGCCAGCUACUACAGAAAGGGUGGGCGCGCCAUGCUACCUGUGAAGUGGAUGCCCCCCGAAGCCUUCAUGGAGGGGAUCUUCACAUCCAAAACGGACACGUGGUACGUUCCAUUGUAACGCACUCCCAAUAACAUCUUAGUUCUCAUGAAUGUCACCCCCUUUCAUUUCACCCCUCCAGUCUACCUCACUUCCCUCUCUCUGUCCUUUAAUGGAGAAUAUCAUCUUUCACCUUUUGAAAGCCUCUCUCCCUCCUCCCUCUCUCCUUCACCCCUCACUUUGCCCUUAUCACCUUUAUGAUUUAUGAUUCUCUCUCUCCCCCCACCUCUCACUAUCUUCUUCCUCCUACCUCUCUCUCCCCCUCUGUCUCAGGUCCUUUGGAGUGCUGCUAUGGGAGAUAUUCUCUUUGGGCUAUAUGCCCUAUCCUAGUCGCAGUAACCAGGAAGUGUUGGAGUUUGUCACCAGUGGGGGAAGGAUGGACCCUCCCAAAAACUGCCCAGGGCCUGUGUAAGUCCAAUAUAACCCCAAAACAAUCACACUUCACCCAAACACAUGUAGCAGAUGUGUGCUAGCAGGCUAGUGAAGAUUGAAAAGUGAACUGUCGCUCAGUCAUCUUCCGCCCCUGUCUGUGUCCCUGUAUUACACAGGGAUACAAGCGUACACACUCACACACAAAACACACCCAUAACUUCUCAGACUAUCUCGUGCUUGCCCACCUUUUCUUUUUUGAUAGUUCUUUCACAGAAAGAUAGACACAGUCCCCAUGUAGUACGAUUCAUCUUCGUCACGACUAGCUCGCAACAGGCCCGUCACAUUACCACAGCAUAUUACACAAGAGUAAUGAAUCCAAGUCAAAUCAGCCCUAAUAAAAAUAAAUAGCUUGAUUCGAUGUCUCAGUGGGGUACCCCAGGGUUCAGUUUAACCCCCACUGACUUUCCAACGGUAAUCACUCGAACUAGCGGGAUGUUACACUUCAUUGACAACAUUGUGUGUGAGUUUGCGUCUGUCAAGUGACGGCACUAGGUCUGGGUAGGAUGUCGGCUUCUCUUGGACAUUUCAAAAGGACUCUUCAGACAGACAACUCUCCAGACAAAUCACAAGUUUGGGUAGGCGGGGCUUAAAAUGCAGGCGGGAAUUGUGCUCAUGUUUAGCUAGGGUAGCAAGCGGCUAUGGCAGUGAUGUUACCAGUGACACUUCCCAUUUCCGACUCGUCCUGUCUGUCCCAACUGACGCCGCAACUUGUACAGAUGUUUUAGCUGGAGCAUUGAUACAUUGCCAGAAGCAAACUGUCUGUCUAGAGAGACUAGUCAAUGUGUGCGAAGUUCAAAUAGAGGAAAAGUUUUUGAUUGUGCUUUUGUGUGUGUGUGUGUUUCAGGUACCGGAUAAUGACACAGAGUUGGCAGCAUCAACCUGAGGACAGGCCCAACUUCUCCACCAUUUUGGAAAGGAUUGACUACUGCUUACAGGUAGGGAGCGUAAACAUCGAGAGUCAACACCUCUGCACCGGAACUGUAUUAAUGUGUCUGUCUAACUGCCAAGAGAUUAUUUUUAUAUGUUUGACUAUUUUAAAAAGUUAUACAGCUCAUAACCUGUAUUCCUUUUGGAAUAGCUUCUAAGGUUGAUUGAAUUAGAAGUACAAUUCAGAACUAUGUUAUUUUCUACAAAUUCAGACAUUGGUAAUGUUAAUGUCAUAGCUUGUUGUUCACCAUUGUUAGUGUCUAAUGCUAGUACCAUUGCUCCUCUAUCCUCUCCAGGACCCUGAUGUGGUGACUGUUCCCUUGCCUGUGGAAUAUGGCCCCCUCCCUGAAGAGGAGGAGCGGGUACCCAUGCCCCCUGAGGACCUCACGGCCUCCCCCCUGCUGGUGUCCACUCUGACGCCUGACGGGGAGGGGCCCGCACCGACACCGUCAGCCCCCCAGCCUACCGAGGAGAACCGAAGAGUUCAACAGCCCCUCCUCCUUUCCAGCCAGCCCCCCGAAACUGGCAAGCCCGAGGCGGUGGCUCAACAACUCCACCCCCACCCCCAGACAUUCACCAUGACCGCCACCUCCAAGGCGCCUCUCCCCAUCUCCACCCAGCAGCCCAACCCAGAGGGGGGCCACGUCAAUCUGGCCUUCACCCAGGGCCACCCUGGGGAUAAGGAGGGUCGCAAUGGGAAACCCACCAACCUGUGGAACCCCACCUACGGCUCCUGGUUCCUCCAGCAGCAGCAGCAGAAGAAGCAGCAGCAACAACAGCAGCAGCAACAACAGCAGCAGCAGCAAAAGCAGGAAAGAGUGGGCAGUGGAGGUGGGGGAGUUGGAGGUGGGAGGGUUACAGGCGAGGGGCAGGAGCACCAGGGGCGGACUGUGGCCGAGGCGGUGGGGGCCCUGGGUCUCCAGCACCAGCAGCACAAGCAGCAGCAGUUCCAGCCACCGUAUCCCUUCCAUCCACAGCAGCAACAGCAUCAACAACAGCAGAUGCAGCUCCAGCAGAUGCAUCUCUUACAUCACCAACAGCAGCCUCAGCAACAGCAGGGGCUCUGCAGGCCGCUUUUGCCACCUCCGCCCCCAGCCCAGGCCACCUCCUUGGGUACCAUUGCCCCUACCCCUUCCCCGCUCCUGUUAGAUUCGGCCACCCUUCCCCCGGUCCCCCUAUUCAGACUUCGCAGAUUCCCCUGCGGGAACAUCGGCUAUGGCUACCAGGAACAAGGGUUGCCCCUGGAGGUGACCCACCACCACCCCAAUCCUGUCUCUGUCAACCCCACUCCUCCACCGCCCCCUACCCCGCCGCCCGUGGCCUCCCAGAGAGAAGUGGCGGGGACCCAGCUGUCGCUGAGCCACUCGACAACGGCCAAAGCCGAGGACAGCCUCCCUCUGCUGGUCACCAUGGGGACGGUGCAGGACCCCAGGCUACCCCGGAUGGAGGGCCACAAUGCCACAGUGCUUUAG
Coregonus sp. 'balchen' is the source of this 30899-nucleotide messenger RNA. NCBI's taxonomy places the organism in Eukaryota, Metazoa, Chordata, Actinopteri, Salmoniformes, Salmonidae. The record is from the annotation of a GenBank genome assembly.